AAAUAACAGUGAGCUGUAAACCUUUAAGCCAAGCGGAUGCUGUGCACGGAAAGGCGAUACACAUACAACAAAUUGAAUGCGUUUUUCAAAAAUAUUGAACAAGUGACUUUGUGUACGUGUGUGUUUUUUUGUUGGUGGUAAAUCACGUGCGCGAGAGUAAAAGCGAGUGCAGUGUUAUUUAUUUAUUUUUUGUUAUUUUUUUUGAGUGUAGUGAUGAUGCGACAAGUGCCAAAAAUACGCAUGUAAAGCAAAACACAACAACAGAAUAGAAGAAGGCACAAACAACAGAAUCGCAAAAAAAGUCAAAUAAAAACAAAGCCUGGCCGCCGCCAUGGCUGCUUAUUUUGAAUGCCACGUGCAGACGACGACGGAGUCGCCGACAAAGUCAGCGACAUUAGUUAUCACUGACAACAGCCACCAACAGUAACAACAAGAAGAAGAAUAGUAUAGCGUAGUAGUUGUUGACCAUAAUAAAGCCUUGUAAGCUGCAAGUGGCGCCGCAGCAUCUUAAAGUGUUUUGGUCACGCCAUAAAUCAAGUGACAGGCCCCGCGAGCGGCGCGCAUAAACAAAACUCAUUUGCACACGUUGUCCUUAACACCGUGUCCUUUGUCGUCGGCGACAUAGGCGGGCAACAGCAGCAGCAACAGCAGUAGAAGGCGCGGCAGCGGCAGCGCAUAAAUUUACCAACAGUUGGCAGCACCGCAGCGCACCGUGGAGAUAACAGCAAGUGUUGAGCAUUGGCAUCCGGUGACAAUUUUCGCCGCACAGCAGCGUCCAAAACAUUUCCCGAGCACAACGAGCGCAACAAACAGAGAGUAAGAGAGAGAGAGAGAGAGAGCAGCAAACAUUUUCAUUGCUGUCGACAGCACAUUUUAUGACGGUCACAUAAUAACGUGGAGCGACAAAACGGUAAACGGCGAGCGGACGUCAUCUAAAGAGUAGAAGGAGAAGGAGGAGGAGGAGCGGAGCAAAGCUCUGACGCAACGAAGGAUGCAAAUUACGUGCCACAUGACGCGCCAAAGCUUUUGAUUUGAUUGCGUUUCGGCAAUCGCUCAUUUGCCCAUUCGCUCAGUCAGUCAACCACACAUUGCCUGAUUGAUUGACUCCGACAGUCGCAACGAAUAGUUGACAACCAAACACACACAGACACAGACACAGAGACAAACACACAGAGGAGUCCUUUUUGUCGUCGGCGCAGCAGCUGCAACGCAGCAUGCACAAGAAGCAGCCAUUGCCGCUGGCUGCAUUUCUCAACAACAACAGCGACAACAACAGCGGCAGCGACAACAACAGCAGCAGCAGCAUCAUCAGCAACAGUCACAGCAACAGCCACAGCAACAGCAACCAUCACAGAGGAACAGUCAGUAGCAUUGUUGGCAGCAGUCGCAUGGGUCGACAACAACCGGCAAGCAUGUGCUUCACCAGCAGCGCCGCGAAUGGCGCCCAAGGUGCCACAAAUUCGUCAGCGGGCAGCGCCCAAGGUGCAGCGGGCGGCUCCGGCGUUGGCGCCACAGCAUCAUCCACAUCCAAGGCGGACAAACAAAGAGAUAACGGCGGCGGUGGUCUCGCUGGCGGACUCUGCGGUUGCCAAAAGGCGCCCAAAUCCCAUUGCAUAUCAGCGACAGGCGUUCUGCUGUUGGUGCUGCUCUACACGGCCAUGGGGUCCAUCAUCUUUGUAACGCUCGAAGGCGAGCUGGAGGACGCGAAUGCGUUGGAAACAGCUGUUGCCGCCUCCAAGCCAUAUCCACGCACCGAACUGGCCAACGCCGAGAUUCGCUCAAGAACUGUCGAUCGCCUGUGGUCGAUAACCGAGGAUCUGAACAUAUUGUACAAGGAGAACUGGACACGUCUUGCCGCCCAGGAAGUGCAAUUGUUUCAGGAUACGUUGCUGCGUGCGGUUCGCCAGUCGAAGGUUUAUCAGCCUGGAGGCGUGCAAAUGAAUGCACCGACACACAAAUGGACCUACGCUUCGGCUUUCCUCUACUCGCUGACAUUAAUUACAACGAUAGGCUAUGGCGGAAUUUCGCCACGCACACAAUGGGGCCGCGUGGCCGCCCUUGUGUACGCUUUGUUCGGCAUACCCAUUGUGUUGCUCUACCUAUCGGCCAUGGGCGAGGCGCUGUCGGCGGGCAUGCGUUGCCUGUUUCGACGCCAACGUGUCAAGGGCAGCGUGGGCAGCGGCCCCGCAACCGGACCCAACGGUGGCCGCAAAUCAGACAAGGUCAAGGGUCAACAACAAUACGGCGGCGGUGGCGGUGGCAAGCUGAAUCAGUACGGCCUGCCACCCUCCGUCUACCAGCAACAGCAGCAGCAACAACAGCAGCAACAGCAGCAGCAACAACAACAGCAACAGAAUCGCAAAUCCUCGAGUCCCCGCGGAUCACCAAGUGUCCCCAUCUCGAUAUGUGUGUGCGUGCUGCUCUGCUAUGUGACGAGCGGGGCAAUUUUGUUUCACAAACUGCAGAAUUGGAGUGUGCUUGAAUCGUUGUACUUCUGCUUCACAUCUCUGGGCACCAUUGGCUUUGGCGAGCUGUCGCCCAGCGGCACACUAACCCUCUACAGCGCCUCCGCUUACAUCUUGGUGGGCAUGGCUGUUGUGGCGAUGUGCUUCAGCCUGAUACAGACAGAGAUUGUGAUGUGGCUGCGACGGUUCAGUGUGCAGGAUCAUGUGAUGCCCAAGGCCGAGGAGUUGGCUCUCGUCACCGUCGCUGUGACUCCGAAACCCUCCUGACAACGACCCAGCGCCGACCUGUUGGGCGGCGGCGCCGUGGGCGGCAGCCAAGCAGCAGCAGCAGCGGCGGCUAAUAGUCUUGGCCAGCAUCAGACAAUGUUCUUUGGCCCAGCGCACACGCUAACCCAAUACAGUUCGUUGCCGCGACGCAGUCACCUGCAUGGCGGUGGCGGUGUGGCAACCUCUGGCGGCGCCUCGACAUCCGCCUUCCAACGCAACACGCCCAUACGUCGCUCCACCGGCAUACCGGAGCAUCACAUGGAGUACUUUGUGCCGCGCAGCAUUAGCGAGUUUAAUUUGUCGGGCGUCGGAGAUUUGGCGCUGCCGCCGCCGCGUCGCUUCUCGCCCAACAUGGGCAUCGGCAUGCCGCCCCCUCCGCCCAUGGGCAUGGGCGUUGGUGUUGGCGUUAACAUGGGCGUCAACAUGGGCAUGGGCAUGGGCAUGCCGCAUGGCCUGCAAUUGGGGCCGCCACAGACGUUACUCUGCGCCGCCGCAGCUGCGGGGGGAGGUGCUGGUGCAGGUGCUGGAGCACCGCCGCCGGCACAGCUGCAGAUUGUCACACUGAAGCCGCGCAGCGAGAAGAUGGUCACCUUUGAGGAUGAAUCGAAAUCGGGCGGCGUAUCAGCGACGACGGCGGCGGCCACACAUUGUCCGCACGGUGUGCCGACUACGCCGCGUAAAUCGAAUGCUGGCGCCUCGACAUCAACGGGCGACAUCUUCAUGUGACCAGCCAUCUGACCAACUGCAGCAGCGACAGCAGCUGCAGUGGAGCAACAACAACAGCAGCAGCAGCAAUCAACAAGCGAGGAUGGCGCCGAGUUGAAUGCGGCGUUGCGAUUGCGUGACAGCAUCGAUGAUGCGCUCUGUCCCAAGCAGGCACCAGGUGAGGUGAUACGUGUCUAAGCUGAGUUGAGUAACCCACACACACUAACCCAAAAAACACACACACUGUAAGUAUAUGCACACACACACACACACAUACACAUACACACACACACACACAAACACUGACAGAGUCACAAAGUCACAGCAGACAUGGGCAGAGAUAAGAAAUUAGAUGAGCAUAAAAUGCUGCAUACUUUUUGGGGCGUUGCCUACAAAAUUCCACACAGCAUUCGCUUUGCUAAUUGGAUGCCAGCAAAAACAAGAAAAACAACAGCAACAGCAACAAGAACAAGAACAACAACUAGAACAGCAACAGCAACAAGAACAUUUCUAUAGUGUUAUUUAAAUUAUGUAAGUUAAGCAAAUAUUUCUGAUUAUGCGUGUAAAUACAAAAUAACAACGACAACAGUAGCAGCAGCAACAGCAACAAGAACAACAACAAAUUGCGGGCGCGUGUUGUAAAUAGGUAUAAAUAUACAUAUAUUCAAAUGUGUGAAAAACAUGAAAAGCAAAAUAACAACAAGAACAACAACAACUACAACAACCAAAGCCAACUUAAAUUAAAUUGAAAUUUAAAUUCGAAAUGUUAAAUGCAAAUUGCAUAAAUAAUUUGAAUGCUUUGGCUGUUAAUGCCAAAAACAAAAAAAACAUUAAAAACAAAUUGCAAAGGAAGAAAAAAAACACUGACAAAGUGAAAAACGUAAACAACAGCUGAACAGCAAAUGAAAAGAAAUUGCAAAAAAAAAAAAAAAUGAAAACGAAACAUGUGAGAAGAGAGAAAUUAAUAAAUACAACAAGCGACUAACUAUGAAUAAUAAAUAACUAUGCGAAAUCCGAAAUUGCCAAAGUGCAAAGCAAACAAAAUGCAAAUUGUGCACAAUUGCAGAAUGCUAAAAUGCCAAAUGUUAAAUGAAAAUGCAAAAUGCUAAAUGCAAAAUGACAAAUUGUUUGUUGUGCGUGUGUGUGUGUGUGUGUAUCGGAGUGUAUGUUUGUGUGUGUGAGAUGCCAAAGGACAAAGUUUAUUUAAGCGAUUUGUUAGCUAGUUUGUUAUUUAUUUUUCUAUUUAUUGAUAUUGUCGUUCAUUAUUAUUUUCGUUUUUCUGCAUCGUUUUGCACAAUUUUUAAUGGCAAGUUGCGGUCUAUGUAUCUAAUACUUGACAAAUGAUGUUAAUGUACCGCGACAACAAGUUGAGUUUGUUGUAAUUUGUUUAUUUUUUCUACGAGUUUAACAAUUUCUAAAAUUGUUAUACUACAGAUAUUUAUUAGCUUUACAUAAUUGUCGUGUAAAUACGCACUUUUUGUUGUAGUCAAAUUGAAAUAACUCUACACAAAUUGAGUAGCUAAUAGAAAAUAAUUUCUUCUCAAUUCAGUUGAGCUUGUCGGUUUUAUGUUUUAGUCGUGCCACAAUUAAAAUUUUAUAAAUUGCCCCAAAUUAAUCAACUGACCAAGCUGCAAUUAAUUACAAAACUAACCCCAUUACAAUUGCCCUGAAAAAACAUCACACUAAAUUGCCAUAAAUAAUUGUCAGCUAUAAUUUAGGCUAUAUCUGUUUAUAGUAUUAUUAUGUAGUAUACACAUUCCUCCACUGACUUUUGUGUAAUUCAAAUCCAUCACUCAUGUCACUCCCAUCAGUUUUUUUUGUUUUACUGCAGAUCUUUCACGUUUAAUAUUGGUUCGUUUUUCGUUGUGUAUUAAUGUGCUACAGCAAUUAGGCUUAAAUGCUUUUUAAAUGCAUUUUGAUUGUAGGUAAUUGAGCGGCCGAAAUGGCAUUUGUUAUACUCGUACAGAGUUGUAUUUGAAUGGUGCUGCCAACUCGUUUUACAGCCCACGUCCGCCACGUAGUAAUUCGAUGCUGUCAACUGAGUGGGCCACUUGAUUUUUCACUUUAAUUGAAAAUAAAUUAAAUUUAAUAUGUGUGUAUGAGUGUGUGGGUGAUUGUUGUGAGUGUUUGUGUGUGCGCGAGUUAAUUUUUUGCCAUAUUUAAUUUUGUGGCGUUAAAUUAAAAUAAUCGAAUAGAACGAAAGAAUGUAGUAGUGGGGAGCAAAAAAAAAAAAAGUCAAAACGGAUGCGAUACGAAUGUGGUUGAAAAAAAGACGCUUUAAAUUUAUGGGUUGUGGCACGAACGAAGAACAAAAAAUACAACUAAAAAAAGAAACACAAAAAAGAGAAUGCGAAAGUAAAAAAAAAAAAACAAAAAAUAGAUACAACUAAAUAUGCAUUGCGUGGCAUUUGUAUUUGUAUAACAGCAUUCCAAUU
Drosophila sulfurigaster albostrigata is the source of this 5872-nucleotide messenger RNA. RefSeq lists its product as uncharacterized. Lineage: Eukaryota; Metazoa; Arthropoda; Insecta; Diptera; Drosophilidae. Gene Ontology annotation, biological process: potassium ion transmembrane transport; stabilization of membrane potential. Gene Ontology annotation, cellular component: membrane. Gene Ontology annotation, molecular function: potassium ion leak channel activity. The record is from RefSeq and is a predicted model, not a curated record.